AUGAAACAAAAAUUAUGAUUUCUAGCUAAUUUAAUUAUUAGAGCGUGGAAUUAGGGAGGAGACGAUUCCCUCUCAUUCCUGGAUUUCUGGUUGAUUGGGACAUCAUCUCUUUCUUCCCUAUAUCCGCGUAAUUCACAAUUUUUUUUUUUCUUUCGAAAUCCAUUCCUCAUUUUUUUUAUUUCUGGAAGGAUUUCGUUUCUUCUUCACGGUUUGAGCUUGGAUCAUGGGGACUCCUGAAUUCCCAGAUCUAGGCAAGCAUUGUUCUGUUUCUGAUUGCAGACUCAUCGAUUUUUUGCCCUUCACUUGUGAUCGUUGCAAUCAGGUAUAUUGUUUGGGGCACCGAAGUUAUAUUGAGCAUAAUUGUACAAAACCCAACAAACAAGAUGUCACCGUUGUUAUAUGUCCACUUUGUGCUAAAGGGGUUCGCCUAAUUCCAGACCAAGAUCCAAACAUAGUUUGGGAGCAUCAUGUCAACACAGACUGUGAUCCAUCAAAUUAUGAAAAAGCCACAAAGAAGAAAAAGUGUCCUGUCCCAGGAUGCAGAGAGACCUUAGUAUUCUCAAACACAAUCAAGUGUAGGGACUGUGAGGUUGACCAUUGUUUGAAGCACAGGUUUGGACCUGAUCACAAAUGUCCUGGACCCAAAAAGUUGGAAACAAGUUUUUCAUUUAUGAGUCUUUGGAAUAUGAGUAGUGGUAAAGAAGUGUCAAAACCCAAUUUAUCUUCAACCACAUCAUCUAAGUGGACUUCAAGCCUUCUUGACAUGGCUUCUAAAUUGAGUGGAAUAGGACAGAGCAGUGGCAGCGGUACUAGUAAUAAUCAACUGGAGAAGUGUCCACUAUGUGAUGCUAAGUUUUCCUCAGCCGCUAGUUUGGUGGAUCAUGCAAAAAAAGUUCACCAAAGGAGUGGUGGCAACCAAUAUGGGGCAAAGAAGGUGUCAAUUUCUGCAUGCCCCAAGUGCAGUAAAGGUUUUUUGGACCCAGUUUCCCUUGUAGAGCAUGUUGAGAGGGAUCAUGGUGGUUGCUCUUGAAUAUUGUUGUGGAGUUAAAAGAGAAUGAAUAGCACUUUCUUGAUGCAUUAUCAAGUUGUAAACAUUUUUUUGCCUUAUUUGAUAGCAAAAUAUUUUGUGAAUAACAUUUUGAUGAUGGUAUAGAUUUAUUUUGAUCAUGGGUCUGCAAGAAUCUCCUAUUUUUUCGUUA
Medicago truncatula (barrel medic) is the source of this 1199-nucleotide messenger RNA. Its product is annotated as zinc finger AN1 and C2H2 domain-containing stress-associated protein 13. The record is from RefSeq and is a predicted model, not a curated record. Gene Ontology annotation, molecular function: zinc ion binding. Gene Ontology annotation, cellular component: cytoplasm. The coding region runs from base 224 to 1030 and encodes 268 amino acids. NCBI's taxonomy places the organism in Eukaryota, Viridiplantae, Streptophyta, Magnoliopsida, Fabales, Fabaceae. The transcript is spliced from 2 exons.